This is a messenger RNA of Kalmanozyma brasiliensis GHG001, 1575 nucleotides long. RefSeq names its product Chaperonin Cpn60/TCP-1. Gene Ontology annotation, cellular component: cytosol; chaperonin-containing T-complex. Gene Ontology annotation, biological process: protein folding. The record is from RefSeq and is a predicted model, not a curated record. Gene Ontology annotation, molecular function: ATP binding; ATP hydrolysis activity; ATP-dependent protein folding chaperone. The coding region runs from base 1 to 1575 and encodes 524 amino acids. The transcript has a single exon. NCBI's taxonomy places the organism in Eukaryota, Fungi, Basidiomycota, Ustilaginomycetes, Ustilaginales.
AUGUCGGCACCCAUCUUCGCCCAAGAGGCGACACAAGAACGAGCGGAGAAUGCCCGUCUCUCGUCGUUCGUCGGCGCCGUUGCUCUCGGCGAUCUCGUCAAGACUACGCUCGGCCCCAAGGGUAUGAACAAGAUCCUCCAAUCUGUCGGUUCGAACGAUAUCGUGGUGACCAACGACGGCGCGACGAUCCUCAAGUCGAUCCACCUGGACAACGCGGCGGCCAAGAUCCUGGUCAACAUCUCCAAGGUGCAGGACGACGAGGUCGGGGAUGGUACGACGUCCGUGUGCGUCUUGGCGGCCGAGUUGUUGCGCGAGGCGGAGAAGUUGGUUGAGAUGCGAAUUCACCCGCAGACCAUUGUUGAGGGAUACCGCAUUGCCUCUGCUGCAGCCCUCAAGGCGCUCGAGGACACGGCGGAGGAUCACGGUAAAGACUCCACCACCUUCCGGGAGGAUCUGAUGAACAUCGCCCGCACGACCCUCAGCUCCAAGGUCUUGAGUGCGGACAAGGAUUACUUUGCCAACCUCGCCGUCGAUGCCGUUCUCCGUCUCAAAGGCUCGACCAACCUGGAGCACAUCCAGAUCAUCAAAAAGCCAGGAGGCAAACUCACCGACUCGUACCUCGACGAAGGGUUCAUCCUCAACAAAAAGAUCGGCACCAACUGUCCCAAGACCCUCCAAAACGCAAAGAUCCUCAUCGCCAACACCUCGAUGGAUACGGACAAGAUCAAGGUCUUCGGCGCGCGCGUUCGGGUCGAAGGCACAGGUAAGUUGGCCGAACUCGAACGGGCCGAGCGCGAGAAAAUGAAGGCGAAGGUGGACAAGAUCAAGGCGCACGGCAUUACGUGUUUCGUCAACCGUCAGUUGAUCUACAACUACCCCGAGAGUCUGUUGGCCGAAGCGGGGAUCAUGUCGAUCGAGCAUGCGGAUUUCGAGGGUGUGGAGCGGUUGGCGUUGGUGACGGGAGGUGAGAUUGCGAGUACGUUUGAUCGACCGGAUCUGGUCAAGAUCGGUUCGUGCGGCAAGAUCGAGGAGGUGAUGAUUGGCGAGGAUAAGUUGAUCAAGUUUUCGGGUGUGGCUGCGGGCGAGGCGUGCACGGUGGUGCUUCGGGGUGCGACAACGCAGAUGUUGGACGAGGCAGAGAGGUCGUUGCACGACGCACUGUCCGUUUUGUCCCAGACGGUGGGCGAGACGAGGGUGCUCCUCGGUGGAGGUUGCGCAGAGAUGUCCAUGUCCAAAGUGGUCGACGAGGCUGCGCGCUCUACGUCGGGUAAGAAAGCCAUUGCGACCGAAAGCUUCGCCAAGGCGCUCCGACAGCUGCCGACGAUUUUGGCCGAUAACGCCGGAUUGGAUUCGAGCGAGCUCGUCGCCCAGCUGCGCGCCGCUCAUCAGCAAGGCAAUGCCACCGCGGGACUGGAUCUUGACAAUGGUAAGGUGGCGGAUAUGAAGGAGCGCGGCGUUAGGGAGAGCUACAAGCUCAAGAGGCAGGUCGUCGUCAGUGCUACCGAGGCCGCAGAGAUGAUCCUCAGGGUGGAUGACAUUCUCAAGUGCGCGCCGAGGAGGAGGGAGGCUCACUAG